AUGACCAACAAGAACGCUCCAAAAGACACUCAAAUGCCUGAGUAUGUCUCCCUUCAGCUUUUCCGUUGGAGCUCUACCAAGCUGACCCUAUGUCUAAUCCUCAGAGGCUUCUCAUUCUUGGAUCCCCGUCUCGUCCCCGUUGCUGUCACCGCUCCCGACCGUGACUCCGUUCACACUCACCGGCGUAACCGCCACCCCGAUGCCCACCAGUUCCUGGGCUUCCUCAACACCAAGAGAGGAGGAGGAGGAGGACCCGCGGUGAAGAGUAACCUGGUUACUUACCUACAGAAAAUGUUACCACUUACAACAUCAGUUACCGGCACCAAAAGUAAACGGUCUACCGUAGUUGUUCAGUACUCUUUGGCUUUGCAGGCGAUCAACCAGACUGAGAAUUGUCUAGAGAUCGAGUUCAAAAGGCGUGAUAAGGACUGGACGCUUGGAUGCGUGCGGAUGCGGACAGUCAACUACCGCACCACCUGA
Neurospora tetrasperma FGSC 2508 is the source of this 480-nucleotide messenger RNA. RefSeq lists its product as uncharacterized. Bases 1 to 480 code for a protein of 159 amino acids. Lineage: Eukaryota; Fungi; Ascomycota; Sordariomycetes; Sordariales; Sordariaceae. The transcript is spliced from 7 exons. The record is from RefSeq and is a predicted model, not a curated record.